GCUGCUGCUGGCCGUGCUGCUGGGCGGCGCGGGCGCGCAGUACUCGAGCGACUUGUGCAGCUGGAAGGGGAGCCUCUGCUGGAUGAAUCAGUGCAUCCCCAAACUGAGGCCUUGGGGUGUCCUCCUUCAGCAGAUCAAAAACAGAAACCCAGUCCCACCCUGUGAGCUUGAGUUUCCAGAGGAGGAGCUGACAUCCUUUUCACAUUCUUGGAGGACCAUGUGCCUGGAAGAGGAUACCUCCCUUGGAGCCCAGAGGGAGCUGUGAGCGAGGACUGGUCAGGGGGCCAACCUGCUCCUGCACCACGCAGGUGUUUGCAGGGGGUAGAGGAAUCCCUUCACCUUCCUGUUCCUGUGCAUCCUCUUAUCUACCUGGAGAAGAAGGACCCCUCUCCCUCCGUCAUUGCCAAUGGACCCCUGGACUUGGACACCCUCCAGUGUCCUCCACUCAACCCAAAGGCAGAACCCGGCCAAGGGCGGCUGCAGUGGCUGUAGGAGCUGUGGGCGGGAUCUGAAGCAGAGACAGGGCCAGGUCACAUUCCUGGAGCAUAAGCCCCCUUUGCAUUGUAAUUGCUGCCCCCAGUUAUCAUUUUUUUUUCACAAAUCAGCUGACAGAUUCUUACUCUGGUGUGCUGGUUUGCCUGCUGACUCUAUAGCAUUUACGACUUUUUAUGAGCCGUUCUAAAGACAGCACAGGGUGGUGCAAGCCCUGAUGUGCCGGGUGGAUUCUGAUCCCCUGAUAGGAAGGGGGUUGUUUUUUAUGACACUGGCCACUCACAUUUGACAGGCCUAAUGUGUUUCUGGGUGUUUCCAAGCAAUUAAGUAGAAGGUUUUGAAAUCCCUCUCCCUGUGCAGAGGCAGGACGUGCCCUAUCUUUAUUAGGCCCUGGUCGUAAAGGUGGACCAUGAACUUUCCUACUGCAAUGGGCUGGGCAUUGCCGGUUAUGUCACACCUGGGCUAUCUCUCCUGCAAGGUGGGGAAAUGAAAAGUAACUCCAGGCAGGAGAGCCUUUUGGUUUCACCCUUGAUCAGAAGCUCUUCCUGACUUUAGUCAAAAAGAGACCAUCACUUCCUUCUGGUGACUCAGGGUUUGAGCCAGGCUAUGGGUGUGAGUGGUGUGGGCUCUGCUGCCACCACACUGACCCUGUCAGACAGUCCCCAUAGCGACUUGGAAUUUGCCAUCUUUCCCAUAAAGGUGCUCCACAGGUGUGUCCUCCUGGGGGGUGACACUUGCCGACUCUUUUUUUUAAUGCAUUAAUUCAGUUUAAAUAAUCCAAGAUCAAAUCAGUCUUCUCGGUUUCCUAAGGUUGAAUAGAACCACAGUUUUUUUCUGCAUCCUGUAGCUUUGUCAUAACAUCAGAAAGCAGUUAUUUCAUUUUUCUUAGUUAGGAUGUCACUUGCAUGUCAUGUGAAAAUUGUAACAUACCAUCAUCAGUGACCAUUACUGAUGUGGUGUGUUUUUGCGUCUCCAGCACUUUUGCUGAGCAGGUGUCUGUCUGAAUGGAGCUCUUGCUCUGAUGAGAGUGUGGACACUCCUGUGUUGGGUGCUUAGUGAGAGUCUUGUUGGUCCCGAUGUUUUAGCAGAACGAGAGAGAAGAGGCAGAGCAGGGCCCAUGCAGGCUCCGGGGACGGGCUGGACCUGUUAGAGGGUGAAGUGAUGGGCGCUUUAUUUCUCAUGUGUCCACUGUCGUUUCGUUCCUAGUCCUCUUUUAGGCGAGUGACUUGUGAGUAAAUGGAUGCACGUGGUCAUGUACUCAGGCUGGUGGAUGGCAGCCCCCAGCCUCAGGUCCGCCUCCCCCUGGGCAGCAUGGGCUGGCCAUCUGUCCCCACGAGGGCCCCUUCUGCCCCUGCCAAGACGCGGGUGGAGGGUGGGCCUCCCCAUUUCACCCUCCACUGUUGGGGUUAAGGCAACCUCGUGAGAGGUACCCACAGCCUCUGGUGUGAGUUCUCCACUCCCUCAACCCCUAGGUCCCCCUCCUCCCACCAAGAGGGAAGCGAAGCCUUGGAUGGGGUGGUUUUUUUGGGAGAGAGAGUUGAAGAUUGGUGCCUGGGCAUGGCGCAAGUGUCCAGCUGCCCCUCAAGGCUGGAGCCAGGAGAGAAGGGACACUGUGAUAAAGUUUGUUUGGCUGCAUAAGAGCAGAGUUGAUUAUAGUCAUCUGUGGCAACCACACACCAUUUAGUCUAAUUUUGUCACCCAGCACUAUAAUUAUGCCCAUCCCCUCCUAUGUGUCAGAUGAGCUUGUGUGAGUUUUAUGUGACUGUAAUUUGUUAAGUCUGUUCUGUGUGUGCGGCCCUGCUAGGUCUGAGGCCAGGCUGCUCAUGACCCAGGGCCUUGGGGGUGGGGAGUGGAGUGAGGAGGGAAUCCACCUCCUUGACACCUCCUUCUGAUGUGGUCUGCAGGGUGACUGUGCAGCCCUAGCCUGCAGCUGGCCGUUGUAUGAAAAGUGAGGCUUUUCGGGGCCUGGAGCGUGAGUCACCAACAGUAAAUGCAAACCAUAUGUUAUGUGUUUUCUCCUCCGCGGAAAAGGUUUCUGGUAACUCACUCAGGCCAGGGCUCUGAGUAUAGUAUUGUUUAUUUCACAUAAAAAUCCUAAGAAUGUGGGUGAACCUGUCUGAGAUCUGAUCAGAACCAAAUUUCAUGUAAUAAAACACUUAGUUGAAGUCACCGUUGAGUUCCCGGGCUGCUUGGUGUUUAUGACGUAACCGUUACCACAAGCUGACAUUUACAUUACAGUUUUGAGUAGGGGAAACUUGAACGUUUUUGAUGGUUUCAAUUUCUCGAAAACAUAAUGUUAUGACUUACUCAAGACCUGCCUCCCCAAGAGCAUAGCACACUUCAUGUUUUCCUGUUUGGCAUUUAUUAGGAGUGAAACCCACUGGGUUCCCCGGCAGUCCCCAUCGGGAAGACAGGUUAUCUGCGGACCUUUUGUGUCCCCCUCCCUUUGCUUUUCCACAAUUCCUUCCCGUGUCUCCCUGUGGAGAACCUUUACUUUACUUUUGCAUCUUGCUUUGAUGAUAUUUGUGUUUGUUUUGAAAAAAAUAUGAUUGGCAACGCAGGGUCUUCAGGUUUGCAAAUGAAUGAAAAAGCAGUCAAAUCAUCACCGUAAGGAAAAUAUGAACACUGUGCCUAACGGGGAUCCUGAAGACAAAACUCACCAACAACCUCCACAACCCCCCCCCCCCCAAAUUGCUAACAUUCCCAGUUCGUUUAAAAGCUGCUCCCUGGAGUGCAUUAUUUAUUAUAUGUGCAUUGCAUUCCAGCGUGCCUCCUGUAACUUGAAUCUGCUCCUUGGUUUUCACACUCAGUGGGAAUCUACCAACAUUUCCUGGCCUUCAUUUGGUUAUCUGGAACUUGGGCUGGUGCCGAAGUCCCACUGGUGUUUCCCUGUUUAUUUUUUGGAAGAGCCAUCUUUUCCUUGAUUUUCAUCUCCACUGCACCCAUCACUGCCCCUGUUCAGGGGUUUCCCAAGGACACGGGCUCAGAGGCCAACAGAGUGUCCAGGUGGUGAGAGGGUCUGGGAGCCAGAAGCUCCCACACUUACCAGAGCGCUCGGAGCCGGUGCGCUGGAAGGAACUGGGCGGGGGAGGCCGUGUGGCCACCCCUGCCUGGAGAUGGGCCCUGAGCUGCAGGGUGGAGACGGUGCCAGCCUGCCUGUGGGUGAGGGGUGCUCGGACGCCCGAGCAGGCGUCUCCCGGCUGACGAGUCUCCCCGUCCACAGCGGACUGACGCACGAGGCCCAUAGGAAGGAGGUGGAGCAGGUGUACCUGCGCUGCUCCGCGGGCACUGUCGAGUGGAUGUACCCGACCGGUGCGCUCAUCGUGAACCUGCGGCCCAACACCUUCUCGCCCUCCCGGCACCUGACUCUGUGCAUCAAGCCCCUCAGGGGCUCGUCGGGGGCCAAUAUUUAUUUGGAAAAGACUGGAGAACUGAAACUGCUGGUGCGGGACGGGGACCUCGGGCCCGGCCAGGCCCCGUGCUUCAGCUUCGAACAGGGUGGCCUGUUCGUGGAGGCGACGCCCCAGCAGGACAUCAGCAGGAGGACCACGGGCUUCCAGUACGAGCUGACCAGCCGGCAUGCGGGGCCGGACCUGCACACCCUGUCAGCCCCGUGCCGCCCUUGCAGCCACACUGAGGUGCUCUUGGCUGUCUGUACCAGUGACUUCGUCGUCCGAGGCUCCAUCCAGGAUGUCACCCACGAGCCGGAACAGCAGGAGUCAGCCAUCCACCUGAACGUGAGCCGGCUGUACCGGCAGAAGAGCAGGGUCUUCCGGCCGGCCCCAGAGGGCGAGGGUGGCGGCUGGCGGGGACGUGUCUCCACGCUGCUGGAGUGCGGUGUCCGGCCUGGGCGCGGCGAGUUUCUCUUCACCGGCCACAUGCACUUUGGGGAGGCCUGGCUCGGCUGCGCCCCGCGCUUCAAGGAUUUCCAAAGGAUGUACAGGGACGCUGAGGAGAGGGGGCUGAACCCCUGCGAGAUAGGCACAGAGUGACUGCUGGGUGACCGCUGCCGCAGCGAUGGAUACUCACACUGGGGUGGGUGCCUGGCGCUCCGGCUGGGGAGGUACACGCUGGUUCUGGCCAAGGACUCCCUGAUGGAUUGAUUGGAGAUGCUGUAACAUGCCAACUAAGUUAUUAUAUUUUUUUUAAAAAAGAAAUGUUCAUAGGAAGCAAACUCCUGUGUCGUAAAAUGCCUUCGUGUGCCGUUUCGUACUGUUUUCUGAGCAUCAGCAGUCACUGCAUUUGGCUGGUGUGUUGGGUGAAGUGUCGGGGCCGAGGCCCACAGCCGAUACCCGACACCAGGCUUGGGUACCAUUCAAAGUUGUUUCUUAUGAUGGAAAUUUAUGGAGCCAAAUGCCUAUGGGUUUUCAUUUUGUUUUUGCUUUUUAAAGAAUGAACUUUGCCAGCCAUGGUCAUUUUGGGGCUGCAGGCUGUUUCCAUUCCAGGGAAUAAAGACCAGCCUCUGACGGAUCAA
Messenger RNA from Balaenoptera ricei (Rice's whale), 4966 nucleotides. RefSeq names its product meteorin like, glial cell differentiation regulator (gene METRNL). Gene Ontology annotation, biological process: positive regulation of brown fat cell differentiation; energy homeostasis. The transcript is spliced from 4 exons. Gene Ontology annotation, molecular function: hormone activity. The record is from RefSeq and is a predicted model, not a curated record. NCBI's taxonomy places the organism in Eukaryota, Metazoa, Chordata, Mammalia, Artiodactyla, Balaenopteridae. The coding region runs from base 3609 to 4484 and encodes 291 amino acids.